CGCAUGCCGGGGUCUGGUCGAGUUUUCACGUAUCAUCAAAAUUUUUAGGGUUCCAGUCCCGCGUGCGGGGUUCCAUCAGAGCACGCGAGCCUCCGGUAGAGCCGCAGCUCAUCACUGCGUCGAAAACCAUGUGUCCUUCCGCCAUGGACGCCAAGAACGAGAGGAAGUCCAAGUCCAAGUCCAAGUCCAAGAAGAGGAAGAACAAACCGCACCCUCAAGCUGAAGAGGAAAACUCCAACGCCGCUCCCGUCGACGGCGAAGUAGAAGAAGAGGAAGUGGACGGAGAGGAGGCGGACCGGAGAGAGAAGAGCUCGGACGAGGAAGCGAACGGCGGCAGCAGCGGAGAAGGAGUAAGAGAUGAUGGCGAUGGUGAAGGGGAGAAGGCUCCGGUUGCCAAGAAGCAGAAAACGGGGGAGAAGAAGGGCUCCAGUAUCAUGACCUCCGAGCCCUUCUCCCGGCUUCCGCUCUCCGAGCCCACCAUGACGGCUAUCAAGGAGAUGGGAUUCGUCAGCAUGACCCAGAUUCAAGCUAGAGCAAUCCCACCUCUGUUGGAAGGGAAAGAGGUUAUGGGGGCUGCAAGGACGGGUUCAGGAAAGACUCUAGCUUUCUUGAUACCCGCGGUCGAGUUGCUGUAUAAUAUCAAGUUUACUGCUCGGAAUGGAACUGGAGUAAUUAUAAUUUGUCCAACAAGGGAGCUGGCUAUUCAAACACAUGCUGUGGCAAAGGACCUUUUGAAACACCAUUCACAAACUCUUGGAUUGGUUAUAGGUGGUGCAGGACGGAGAGGAGAAGCUGAGCACCUCGCAAAGGGAGUAAAUAUAUUGGUAGCUACACCUGGCAGGCUUUUGGACCAUCUUCAAAAUACCAAGGGGUUUAUAUAUAAAAAUUUGAUGUAUCUUAUAAUUGACGAAGCUGAUCGAAUAUUGGAAGCUAACUUUGAGGAAGAUAUGAAGCAAAUAUUUAAGCGCCUACCUGAGAAGAGACAAACAGCUCUUUUUACUGCUACACAAACCAAGCAGGUAGAAGAUUUUGCACUUUUGUCAUUUAAGGGAAAGCCAAUAUACAUUGGAGUUGAUGAUGGGCGGUCUAAGGUUACCGUUGAAGGGUUGCAGCAGGGCUAUUGUAUUGUUCCAAGCAACAAAAGAUUUCUUGUUCUGUAUGCUUUUCUGAAGAGGAAUCUGUCCAAAAAGAUUAUGGUUUUCUUUUCUUCCUGCAACUCUGUCAAGUAUCAUGCGGAGCUUUUAAGAUACAUCCAGGUUGAUUGUUUUGAUAUCCAUGGAAAGCAAAAGCAGCAGAAACGGACCACUACCUUUUUUGACUUCUGCAAAGCAGAGAAGGGAAUCCUGUUGUGCACUGAUGUUGCUGCUCGUGGACUAGACAUUCCUGCUGUUGACUGGAUUGUACAGUAUGAUCCCCCUGAUGAACCAAAGGAGUAUAUUCAUAGAGUUGGACGAACAGCCCGUGGGGAAGGUGGCAAAGGACAUGCCUUGCUGUUUCUAUUGCCUGAGGAGCUACAAUUUCUUUGCUACUUGAAGGAAGCCAAGGUGCCUGUAAAAGAAUAUGAGUUCAACGAAAAGAAGGUUCCAAAUUUGCAGUCUCACCUGGAGAAAAUUGUGGGAGAAAACUACUACCUGAGUCAGUCAGCAAAAGAUGCAUACAGGUCCUAUAUUUUGGCGUAUAACUCGCACUCUAUGAAGCACAUCUUCAACGUGCAUCACCUCAAUAUGAAGGAUGUGGCAACAUCAUUCUGUUUUAGUAAUCCACCAAAAAUAAAUUUAGACUUGGACAGCAGUGCAUCCAAAUUUAGGAAGAAGAUGCGUAACAUUGAUGGCAGCCACCAUGGUUUCAGUGCAAAUAAUCCUUAUGGAAGUAAAAGUGCUGACAACAAAAGACAGUUUUCAAGAUUUUAGAGUGAUGUUUGUGCUGAGGUGAAGAAGCUAGUAUUUCAAAUUGUACGAGCAACCAUAUGGAAAAGUCAAUGGACUGGAAUUUUUUUGGAUGUCGAGCCAUUCAGAAUGAGUUGGAUCUUUUCAUGUUAAUUACUUAGUCACAUAUUGCUUAUUUUUUGGCUGCAGAUGCCAGCUUUAGUUUCUAGAAUUGUAUUUUACCUUGUUCUUGAUUAAUACUCUGUUGCAGUAACCGAUGAGUGUUAUCAACCGGGAAGUUAAUUUGAAGAAAUUGACAUAUUUCUGAAUACGAUUAAUGUUCUAUCGGUUUUGGCAUGC
This is a messenger RNA of Elaeis guineensis (African oil palm), 2225 nucleotides long. Its product is annotated as DEAD-box ATP-dependent RNA helicase 27. Gene Ontology annotation, molecular function: ATP binding; RNA helicase activity; nucleic acid binding. The record is from RefSeq and is a predicted model, not a curated record. NCBI's taxonomy places the organism in Eukaryota, Viridiplantae, Streptophyta, Magnoliopsida, Arecales, Arecaceae.